This is a messenger RNA of Acanthoscelides obtectus, 321 nucleotides long. NCBI's taxonomy places the organism in Eukaryota, Metazoa, Arthropoda, Insecta, Coleoptera, Chrysomelidae. The record is from the annotation of a GenBank genome assembly.
CGGCGUCGCACUUUGACGGAAGACAUGCCAGUAUACGCAUGACACAAAAUACUACGCAAGAAAUACUUGCUUUUAAAAUCUGUUAUGAAGCAAGAGAAUCUCCAUCCAAUUUGGCGACCCGUUAUGCAACCGCCACAACUCUAACGCAGAAGGAAGGAAACGAGACACAUAUAGAGAUUCGAGAAGGAGACUAAGUAGCGACUGAGGCAAAUGAGCAGCUAGUUAUUUCCUGGAUGAUAGCGAUGUAUAUAAUAGUGCGUCUAUGAUGGCAUUCGUGAGACGGCGAAGUACGAAAUGACUCGAGGGAUUUUGUAUGUGGCA